Molecule: messenger RNA, 747 nt
Organism: Neltuma alba
Lineage: Eukaryota; Viridiplantae; Streptophyta; Magnoliopsida; Fabales; Fabaceae
Exons: 1
Coding region: 20-601 (193 amino acids)
Source: RefSeq, a predicted model, not a curated record
UUCUUUCUCUCUCACAUACAUGAAACGAAGACUAAAUAUGGAGGUGAAGAACAGGGAGUACUGUGAGAGAGAAGCCAAGGAGACAGAGCACGAGGAGGACACAAUACACACAUUUGUGUUCACAGCUGGUACGGUUCUUCUAAUGGUGUGUCUAAAACGCUUUCUGGUUGAGCAGUGGCGUGCCUGGGUGUUUCUUAUCCUCAAUCUCAUCCUCUUGGCCAUUCUAUUCACGUCUCUGCGUCCUCGAAGUUCGGCAAAUGAAGGCAUUGCUGAAGAAGAGAAGAAUGACAGGACAAAGAAGAAGAAGGCGCCCGAGUUUUCUCAAGAAAUUGAAGACGCAAAAGAUUGCUACGAAGAGCAGUGUUGGGCAAGUGAUGUUCAGAAUGAGAGAGAUGAGAAGGAGGAAGAGGAGGUGGUGGUAGAGGCGGAGGAUGAGGCGCCACGGCUGUCAAAGGAGGAACUGAAUGAGAGAGUGGAAGCUUUCAUCGCCAUGUUUAGGCAGCAUUUAGUCUCCGAUGCUAGACGAGCCGAAAAUUACAGGUUCCAGAGAAACUCCAACAUGACACCUAAGGGAUUAAAGUGUCUUAUUGUAGAGGCUUAAUCCUCACAAUUUUGUAUUCUUUCCUAACUUUCUUUAUUAGAAAUGCCCUUACAUUUUGUCUGGGUUGUCCCUAUCUGGGUGCCUCUUAUUUACCCUUUCCAUAAUUACUAAUUACUAGUAAUCAUCAUUUAUAAUAAAAACUUCAU